GACGGGGACUGAACAAUGAGCAGCCAGAAAUGCGGCCUGGCCGCCUCGCACCGCGGGCCCCCACCCUCCGGCCGGCCCUUACACCUCCACGCGCGCAUGCGCGCGCGCGCACAUGCACGCGCCCUUGCACGCGCACACCGCCCGGGCCUCCCUGCCGGAGAAGCCGGAGAAGCGGAGGCCCGGGCACCAGUGACUGACCGCAGGGGAGGGGGAGCUGAGAGAGCCCCACGGAGCCUGCAGUCCCAGGAAAUCCGAAAGCCUGCUUACAGGGCCCCGAAGCCCCCCGAGAUCCUCCUUGGAAGUCACGUGAAGGGAAGCCUGAAAGUGAAAACCCAGGUCUGGGAGCAUCAGGAGCCUUCCAGGACCACCGUCCAAGGACAGGCAAUCCUGUCCAAAUUUCCAUCAAGUCCAUCGUGUCCCGGGAGGCCGCUUGGUUUCCGGUGGCUUCGCCUGAUUCCUUCCUGCUUCAGAGCAGGCACAGAAGAGAAAUGGCUUGUGCUGGACAGAGAUUCUCUGGUGUCAAAUCUUUAUCAAAGGCUUCCUAGAUCCAGGUGGAGUGAGAACUUCGAGUUCCUAAGCCCAGCCACUGGCCCAUUUGGGCGAGUGGCUCCCUUGGCUACCUCCAGGACAAGCGGAGGAACGUUUUGGAAUGGAAGAAUGCAUUGGCUUAGAAUCUGCAGGGAGGAAGUGACCUCGUCUGCCCAUCCCACGGUCGUACCACAGAGCGAGCUCGGGAAUAAAGAUUAAAUUCGACUUGU
This is a messenger RNA of Acinonyx jubatus (cheetah), 758 nucleotides long. RefSeq lists its product as uncharacterized. Bases 16 to 747 code for a protein of 243 amino acids. The record is from RefSeq and is a predicted model, not a curated record. The transcript is spliced from 4 exons. NCBI's taxonomy places the organism in Eukaryota, Metazoa, Chordata, Mammalia, Carnivora, Felidae.